GUUUUAUCAUAUUUGUCAUUUGUGACUGUUACAAUCUGUUAACUGGAGUUUGUCUUUCGUUUUUACUUUUUAAAAAAUUGAUUUCAACGAUUCAAGUGAGACUAUAUGCGAUUGUAUAGGAAGUAGUAUUUGUUUAAAAGAGUAUAUUUCGCUAUGACCGAAUUAUCGGACUGAAAUUUUCCAGUAUUUUUCCCGAACUGAACUAUAACUGAUCCAGACAUGGCUGAUAAAGACGAUUUAAGAAAUGAAGUUAUUAAAAAUAUUCGGAGUCUCUGUCUAACCGAAAAAGGUCCAACACCUGUGCGCCAAUUAACUGAUGAUUACAGAGCAAUGAUUGGUCAAAAAAUACCGUUUCAAGAGUUGGGCUUUAAAAAAUUGGAGGAUUUUCUUCAAUCGGAGAUAACAUUUAAAGUAUCUUGGAGGGGUAAUGAUUUAGUGAUUAAGGCUGAACCCACAGCGAAAUCCGCACAUAUUGCCGACAUGGUAUCGAAACAAAAAACGUCAAAGAAGAAAAUUUCAAGGGUUCAUUUUAACAAUUACCGUUCGACACACAAUAAUUAUCAGCAGACUUCAAAAUGGCGACCCAAAUCGAAUAAUUCUUCACAUUAUCGCGGAUCAGUCAGGCCGCAAGCCGUUAGUCAUACUCAAUUUGUCAACAGGGGUAAAACACCAACAGUAGCAUCGAAGGUUGUUAUUCCCGAACAUUCCACUUUUCAUUCUGAACCGUCUCAAGUGGAGAAAUUCGAUCUAAAUCAAAGGCUCACGAACCGACUGAAAGAAAAUAAGACUGCACCAAGCAAUAAUAACUAUAUACAUCCACAGCCCUCUAAUGGUAUACAUCCACAGCUCACUCAAGAUAAUCACACCAAGGACAGAAAAACAGAAGUAUUACAACCGCCAGAGCAGAAAUCAAAAUUAUUACCGACUAAUCAUACUAGGGAGACAGUUUUAACAGAUAUAGAUGACACGGUCAAUCCAUUGUUAGCUACUAGAAGGAGAAUUACCAAAAAAAUGUCUGAACUUAGUUUGGAAAGGGAUAGUGGUAAUAGCAGUCCUACCAGUGAAACACCAGUACCCAAAACACCAGAAUGCGUUAGGACCGACAACCCAUGUGGUAAUAGCAGUCCUACCAGUGAAACGCCAGUACCCAAAGCACCAGAAUUCGUUAGGACCAACAACCCAUUAGCCGAUUUGAAGUUAUUUGCAGAAAUUCAUAAUCUUGGGGAAGUUGUAGUUAAUGUUACUCAAAUAAAAGCCAAAAGAAAUCAGUUCUAUUCUUGCAAAAUCAAAGUUGGCCAACAUGACAUAUACAGUAGUUAUCCAGAGGACUUUCAUAAUCCGCUGGAUUCGCAGAACUUUUGUUGUAACAAAGCUUUGGACGACUUAAUACCUAAGAAAGCCAAGAGGAAGAAAUCGUUGAUGAUAUCCAGUGACAUUGACAUACUUGAGAGGAUUCCCCCGAUGUUAGAAAAACACACACGCGGAGUGUGGGCGUGGCAAUUAAAACUAGAUUAUACCGACAAGUACAACGAGGUGUUGCCAGAUGACUGGAUUAAAAUCAUAGACAGGAGUUCUAGCGUUGAAAUCGACAAAAUGGGGUCUGAAGAUUAUAUUUUAUAUCAUUGUGCUCCAGGCACAGUAUUGCAGAAAGGACAACUAGUGACCAGUAGACCCUCCGUCUGUAAUGUGUCAGUACCGUCGAACACCGUUCAGUUUUCCGAAGACGGCAACCUAAUUGGUCAAGUUACCUGUGCAAUGUCGGUGAACGAAAUAUGGUGUCAACAAAUAAAAACUGAAGAGAGUAAAUCAUACCUAACAAUGAUGGAUCGGUUACAAAUCUACUAUCAGGGACAUGAAAGUGAGUUAACUCCUAAAACUAUAUCACCCGCUGGAUAUUACAUUGCUAAAUUGGAAGACGAGUAUUUCAGAGUCAGGACUGUGAAGAUUAACGAAGAUGAAGAGACAGUGGAAUGUUUCUUUAUCGAUUUUGGUGAUGAAGUGAACAUACCAAAAUGUGAUAUAUUCGAAUUAACGAGAGAGUAUGCUUCAGUUCAAGCACAGGCCUUUGUAUGUCGACUUUGUGGUCUGGAGUAUUUGUAUGACAUAACUGGAAAUUCUGAGUCUCUUAGUUUAUUGUAUAAUACCGAAGUAGUUAUAGAAAUGGCCAGCGAUUCUACAGCGAUUCGUAGUAGUUCUGAAGUACUACCCGUGUAUAUGUACGACUCGGAAGGUCACUCAAUUAAUGAGAAACUCAUACCGGAACUUACGAAGGAGUUGGCAUCGCUGAAUUUACAAAAGGAUACAAUAGUGGAAGUAUAUAUUUCUAAUAUCGAACCAAACGGAGAUGUUUAUGUUCAAGUGAGGAAUCAGGGAUAUGACUACUAUACCAAAUUGCAUGCUCAAAUUGAAGAACAACUUAAAUCCGAUACUUCUGACGAUAAUUUAUGUAAAGUAACUAGGGAGAAUAGUAAAGGAAAAUUGUUCUUUUGGCAACGCGAACUCUGGAAAUGGUUUCGAAUCGAACUAAUUGACUGGUCUCCUCUUGGAGAUUUAGCACAGGUGUACCUUGUAGAUCAUGGAAGUACAGAUGUGAUUGACGUUUCUAAAGUGAAGCUUUAUCCUUUAGAUAAAAUUAAUGACAUAUUCAGUACUUAUCCACAUCUGGCUGUUAAGAUAAGAAUAGCUUUGGAAAAAAUUCCUUCAGACUUUGUUGAAUUGGCUUCAAAAGACAUGGCGGUAGAUCAGCCCGUUUUAUUGAAGAUUAUCGGUUCAACAGAGGACAAUAUACCGCUAGCGGAACUAUUUAAGAGAAAUUCAGAUGGAGGGCUGUUUUGUAUUAAUAAAUCAAUCAGUAUAAAAUCGGAAAUGCAGAAGAAAACCGAAGAUGUCAAUUUAAAAGAGAAGUUUAAAUAUUUCUCAUCGACGGGUAAUGUACCAUCAACGGGAUAUCUACAAAGUCCGCCGUUGCCCGAAAAAGGGACGUAUUUCGAAGUUUGUAUUCCUUUCGCCGUCAAUCCAUACAAUUUUUUUAUUCAACCUUUAUCGUCGAAACCUCAACUGGAUCAAAUGAUGGAAGAUCUACAAAAUCAAUAUAGGAAUACUCGUUACAGUAAUCUAAAAUGCGAAGACAUAUUGCCCGGAAAUAUAUAUGCGUCGAAGCAUAAUGACGGAUUUUGGUAUAGAACAAGUGUAAUAAAAGUAAUACAUUCUGGAUCUGUAUCAGUAUUUUUCUGUGAUUUUGGAUAUUAUCAAACUGUUCCCGUUAAACAGUUGAUUCCUCUGGAUGACAAGUUUUUGAGGCUUCCACAUCAGGCUUUAAAAGCAAAAUUAGCAGAUGUAAAACCUAUACAGAGUAAAUGGACUAUGGAAGGCUGUGACGAGUUUAAGAAACUAAUUGAAAAGAAAGAGUUUAUAGCGCUCUUCAUAGAUAUCGAAAAAGAUAUUUUGUAUCAGAGCGAUUCGAUAGUUAAGGUUCUCCUAGUCGAUACAAGUACCGACGUAGAUAUUCACAUAGGUAAAGAGUUGGUGAAACGAGGAAUAGCCGUGGAAGAGACUAUUCAACAGUGAAUAGCUCUGUGCAUCUCUGUUGUAUUGUUAUAUAUAGAUUCUACUGAGAAUAAUUGCUUAAAUCUCCGCUAGUGGUGCUCUAAAUAAAGUUUUUUUGCUUAUUUUUGGUCCUGUAGCACUAGGACAAUAAUUCUCUCAAAUCUCAAAUGGUUUUGAGUUGUUUCCGGAACAUUCCACGUAGUAGGAACCCUAACCUAAAAAAUAUUUAUCGAAAACCACUGUAACUUAAACGCUUCUCAUACUUCUAUCCAAAAUUUUACUUCGUUUAGCAAAGUACUUGCAAUUAAAAAACAACCGUAGGAUCUGUGUUUUUUAAGUUUAAUCACAAUGAUUAUAUCCGACUUAUAUAUAAACCUAUACUCAUGUUAAAUGUAUUAUUGUAGUAACUUAUAUAUAGGUUGUUUUUUGUUCAAAUAUUUUAAUUUGAUAUUUACGUUACAAAUGUUAUAUUACCGGUUUGUUAUGUACUCUUAUUAGUUCUGUAGAAAGCAAGGUUAAAUAAUAAUACUGUUAAAAAUGUAUGAUAUUUUUUCAAAAUUUAAAAACGUUUGUAUAGUAUAUUUUUCUUAAAAAAAUUGUUUAAAACGAUUGUACUAAGAAUUACAAUAAAUUUUGAUCAAAACAGAAUUUAAAUUUUAUGAAUAUCACAAAAACAUUUUGUGGAAAAGUGUAGUUCUUGUUCGUCUCUAGACUUUAGAAUUUUACUUGAUUAUUUUGUUGAAUUUUCUUAUUUUUGUUUGUUUUGAUAUACCAA
This is a messenger RNA of Sitophilus oryzae (rice weevil), 4321 nucleotides long. RefSeq names its product tudor domain-containing protein 7A (gene tapas). The coding region runs from base 220 to 3567 and encodes 1115 amino acids. The record is from RefSeq and is a predicted model, not a curated record. The transcript has 22 exons. NCBI's taxonomy places the organism in Eukaryota, Metazoa, Arthropoda, Insecta, Coleoptera, Curculionidae.